AUUGCUCUGUGUCUGAUCUGAACCUGAACGCAUCAGAAUCGUAGAGCCGUCAAGAGAUACGUUGCUAACCUUUUACCUCCAACUUGCUGGUCAGCCUCAGAGAAGAAGGAAAUACUUUGGUCUGUUAAUUUGUUUUUAACAAUAACAAGUAGAAAUGUUGGGGUGUAUCUGGCAGUAUGUCUACACGUCCUUCCUGAGAUACUGGUUGAAGUGGCUCAUCAGGCAGGCUACAGGGACAUGUGAGCUUCAGAGGAUUUGCUCUGGAUACAAGCCGGGGGCGACGAGAACAACAAAAGCAGAAUACUCUCUCCAGUCCUCGAAAAAUAAAGUUUUGAAAGGAGCUUUGAAAACCAGCAAGGAUAAUUUAGAGAAAUGUGUAGAUCACAUUAUGAAAGAGAAGAAUAUCAAACCCCAAAAAGACCCCCUAUUCAAGGGGAGCGUACACAUCUGCCUGCUGCAGAUAACCGGAUACAGCAGCUUGUAUUCAUCUGUAGAAGACUUAAGGAAGGAAGUCUUCAGCUCAAAUAACCCAGAACACGAGGCCAUGCUGUUAAAGCUUUGGGACUUGUUGAUGCCAACAGUCGAACUGGAGUCCAGAGUAACAAAGCAGUGGGGAGACAUCGGAUUCCAAGGAGAUGAUCCGAAGACGGAUUUCAGAGGAAUGGGCCUGCUAGGUCUCAUCAAUCUGGUUUUUUUCAGUGAAAACUAUACAGCGGAAGCACGCCAGGUGCUUUCUCAUGCAAACCAUCCUAAACUGGGAUAUUCAUAUGCUAUAGUUGGGAUCAACUUGACAGAGAUGGCUUACAGCCUGCUGAAGAGUGGAGCUCUGAAACCACAUUUCUACAAUUCAGUCCAAGGUGCACCUGAGCUCCAAGACUUCCACCAGUUAUACUGUUAUCUUGCAUACGAAUUUGAUAAAUUCUGGGUGGCAGAAGAGCCGGAGAGCAUCAUGCACUUCAAUCAGUACAGAGAAAAAUUUCACAGCAUAGUGAAGACUCAUCUGCAGGACCCUGACGUGUCUCUCACACUGACUGUAGCUUCUAAUUAAUGUUUCAACACGUUUUACACGAAUCUCCUUGUUUACGUCCCAGUUCGAUCUGAUGGAAGAAGACCAACAACAAGCAAACCAAAAGAUAAAGCUUUUCUCAGUUUCUUUAGUCAUACUUUAGUGGUGCUCAGUCUACCUUGGCACAGGUAGGACGACUAGUUUUUACAGCACAAAUCUAAAUCCCCAUACCUCAAAACAUUGACCAUUCCAGUAUCUACUUUAUGAACGGCAGAGAAAUGAGAGCUGCUGCAGAAGACUCAGGUGGAGAUGAUUCAUGAGGUUUUAAGCACUUUUCCCAAUCAAAGUUUCACAGAAAAAUGGUCAUUUCCUUGUUUUCUUUAUGUUCAGAGCUCCUGACUUAAACGUAAAACAUGGCGCUCCAUCAUUGCGCAUGGUUUAAUAUCUCCCGACUCGUGUCAUUAAUGUUGUCCUGUUUUCAUGCAUUUUUAUUUCUGAAGACUGAAUUUUUUUGGCUCGUUAAUUUUAUGCUUUGGUUUGUAAUGACUCGCGGAUUGUGCUUGAAGUCAAUAAAUCUGGCAUUUUGAAUGGAAAA
Messenger RNA from Girardinichthys multiradiatus, 1601 nucleotides. It is a transcript of the gene elmod2, whose product is annotated as ELMO/CED-12 domain containing 2. Gene Ontology annotation, cellular component: membrane. Gene Ontology annotation, molecular function: GTPase activator activity. Bases 155 to 1048 code for a protein of 297 amino acids. The transcript is spliced from 9 exons. The record is from RefSeq and is a predicted model, not a curated record. NCBI's taxonomy places the organism in Eukaryota, Metazoa, Chordata, Actinopteri, Cyprinodontiformes, Goodeidae.